Meloidogyne enterolobii is the source of this 1225-nucleotide messenger RNA. Lineage: Eukaryota; Metazoa; Nematoda; Chromadorea; Rhabditida; Meloidogynidae. The record is from the annotation of a GenBank genome assembly.
UAUGGAGGAAGAAGAGGAUACAAAUUCUUUUUUGGGACAUCCAGAUGGUUUUAUAACCCAAACUUCUAUUGAACAAAUAAAAUUAGAAAAUAUAAUUAAAUCUAUUAGGGCAACGACAACAAAAGAUGAUUUAAAUAAUAAUUUUAAACUUCAUCGUCAACAACAUAUUAAUUUUAUUUUGGGAUUAUUAAAUAAUUUACCUGGAGGAUAUUCUGAGUUAAGUUCAAGUAGAGCCUGGUUAUGUUUUUGGGGUGUUCAUAGUUUACGUUUACUUGGUGGACAUUUAAAAGAAGAAUUGGCUAAUAGAAUUAUUUCUGUUCUCAAUUUGUGUAAAUCUUCUGGUGGAUAUGCUGGGGCCCCCGGACAUUGUCCACAUAUUGUUACUACUUAUGCUGCAGUAAUGACGUUAGUUGAAAUUGGAACUGAUGAAGCUUUAAAAUCAAUUGAACGGGACAAAUUAAAAGAAUUUAUUUCAUCAAUGAAACAGUCUAAUGGAAGUUUUUGUGUUCAUGAAGAUGGAGAGAUUGAUGUUAGAGCAGUUUAUUGUGCUUUUACUGUUUCUUAUUUGUGUAAUUUGCCUAAUUUGGAAGAAUUAUUUGAAGGAUCGUCUGCUUGGUUAACACGUUGUCAAACUUAUGAAGGCGGUUUUGGUGGAGAGCCUGGUUGUGAGUCACAUGGGGGUUAUACUUUUUGUGCUCUAGCUACAUUUGCUUUAAUGCAAAAAAUGUAUUUAAUUGACACUCAAUCAGCUUUACGUUGGCUUGUAUUUAGACAAAUGAAGUUGGAAGGGGGAUUUCAAGGCCGUACAAACAAAUUAGUGGAUGUUUGUUAUUCUUAUUGGUUAUCAGCUUGUUUUUGUGCUAUUGAAAAUGAAAUAUUUAAUAAAGGAAAUUCAACAGAGGAAGAUAAAUGUCUUUUUAAUGUUGUUGAUUUACAAAAAUAUAUUUUGGAAAUUUCACAAAAUAAUUGUGGAGGGUUUAGAGAUAAACCUGAAAAGUAUUUAAUUAAUUUUAAAAAAAUAAUUUUUAAAUUUAAAUAUAGACAAGUUGAUUUAUAUCAUACCUGUUAUGCACUUUCUGGCCUUUCAAUAGCUCAAUCUUUUGCUAAAACAAAUGAAGAAAUAAUUGGGGGAGAAAAUAAUUUAUUGGAGCCAAUACAUCCAUUAUUAAAUGUAACAAAGAAUGCUUAUGAAAAGGCUUUUGAUUAUUUUGAUAAAUUAAAAUAA